CUAAAAGCAGCGACUUGCUAGAGAAUAGAGGGAAAGGACUUUGCUCUCUUUCUCUCUCUCCUUUUUUUUUUUUUUUUUCUCUCCUCCAUAUAAUAUAUUUUUGAAGAAUCUUCACGGAAAUUGAAUCUUCGCAGCCAUGAAAGCCUAGCUCUUCUAAUACAGGUUGGCUCUCCGCACUUGGGUUUUGACGGGUUUUUGGUUUUAUCAAUGGAGAUGAAUGUUGUUCAAGUGAAUCAAGUUUGGAAUUGCAUUGAAGACGAGCCUGCUGAGCAAUCACUUUAUCCAGAGGCCCUUGGUAUAAGUGAUGCCUUUAGAGAUCCUGAGCUGCUUCCUCGCAUUGGAGAUCAAUACCAGGUCGAGAUUCCACCUCUUAUGACAGAAUCUGCCUACUUCUUGCUCACAGAGAUGGCAAAUGAUCCAAUUAUCACGUGUGGUACUUCUCAUGAUUUUUUAGUGGGAUUGCCCAUAUCACUAAUGUGGAUCAAGGAGGAAGUUAACAACAUUAAACAUGAACACCAAGAAAUUCCUGGUGAUUUGAAUGGCUCUUCAACUACAAAUAAUUUCAUAAAACAUGAAAGCAUUAUGGGGUUUCAGAUUUUUCCAGGAAGUGAGUUACAAAUUAAGUCUGAGCUUAUGGAUGCCACACUUAAUGGUGUGGUAGAAGACAGAAAACCUGCAAAGUUAGAUUUGCAAGAAGAAGAAAAGAAUUAUCAGCAGCAUGGAGGCAAAGGCUACCUUAUGGUUCCAGGUUCUUUGGGGGUCACAUGGAAUAAUAUUGAGGAGGCCAGUUUCCUUCUUGGUUUAUACAUCUUUGGCAAGAAUCUUCUUCAAGUUAAGAAAUUAGUUGAGAGCAAACAGAUGGGAGAUAUACUUACAUUUUAUUAUGGGAAGUUUUAUAGGUCUGAAAAAUACAAUCGAUGGUCAGAAUGCCGGAAAAUAAGAAGCAGAAGAUGUAUAUAUGGACAAAGGAUUUUUACAGGAUCCAGUCAGCAAGAACUGCUAUCUCGUUUGUUUUUACAUGUGUCAGAGGAAUGCAAACAUACUUUGACCGAGGUUUGUAAGACAUUUGGAGAGGGAAAAAUGUUGCUAGAAGAAUAUGUAUGGACCUUAAAGGCUGCAGUUGGAUUGAACACCCUUGUUGAGGCUGUGGGAAUUGGCAAAGGGAAGCAAGACUUGACUGGCAUGGUUAUGGAGCCUCUGAAGUCAAAUCAAGUUGCUUCUGGUCGUCCAGAAAUACCCGUUGGCAAAGCAUGCUCUACCCUUUCACCCUUGGAAAUUGUCAAAUUCCUUACCGGAGGUUAUCGAUUAAGCAAAGCCCGAUCAAAUGACCUUUUCUGGGAGUCUGUUUGGCCUCGUUUACUUGCAAGAGGGUGGCACUCUGAGCAGCCUAAUGAUCAUGGUAUUGCUGCUACUUCCAGGCAUUCUCUGGUCUUUCUGGUCCCUGGUAUCAAGAAGUUUUCAAGAAGGAAACUAGUAAAAGGAGUCCAUUAUUUUGAUUCUAUCAGUGAUGUCCUGAAUAAAGUUGCUUCAGAUCCAGCACUUCUUGAGCUUGAUGUUGGAACAGAUAAAGGCUAUGGUGAUGAGAUCAAUGAUAAAAUUUUGGACCAACAAGGUUUUCCUGAUCAGCAACGCCAUUGUUAUCUCAAGCCACGGACUCCUAGCCGCAGAGCAGAAGUCAUGAAGUUUACUGUUGUUGAUACUAGUCUGGUUAAUGGGGAACCAUCCAAAGUGAGAGAACUGAGAAGCUUACCAGUUGAUAUGAUGGACAUUUCAACCAUAAGAAGUGAUUCCGAAGAAAGUGAUGAAGAUUCUUCUGAGGAUUCAAUAAAUGAAUCUGAUUCUUCUGGCAAUUUGUGUUUUGAUCACAAUAAGAUUGGUAUUUCAAAAUCUGCAAAGAUCAAUGUUGAUAAGGGAGACUCAUCUAGCAGGGAAAAUUUUGAAAAUAAUAUUUCAAGUCAGUAUUCCCCUGUAAUUCGCUCUGGUUUCACCAAGCUCCCUGUCAAAAUCCCAAAGGAUCAGAAUGCUAGUAAGUGUGAUGACAUGCAACCAAGUAAGUAUGUCAAGGGAAUAAAGAGAAGGAAACCUGCUGAUAGGAAUCUUUUAGGCCCUGUUAAAAAGAGACGACCAAGAUUAGCUGUGUGUGACCGUGCAGCAACAAGCUGUUGCACAGUCAAUGUCCCAGUUGAUCCGAGGUUAGAAGAAGUUGGUUGUACGUCAGGAAAUCCUGAUUUGCAAGAGAAUGUUCGUUCUCAUCUGGAUUUACAUCAGGCAAAGUUGUCAUCCACUAGUUCUUCAUGCAGGGGCAGCCCUAAUAUUACAGAAGAAUGCACUCUCAGUAGCAACUCAUCUGUUGCUGAACAUUUUAAUGAGAAAUCUGAGUCUCGGUCAUUGAUUGACCUGAACAUACCCAUCCCUCAAGAUGCUGAGACUGAAUCGUCGAUGAUAGAAAUGACAGAAAGGCAGCUUGAUAAAACGAGUGGACAGACAGAGGAUUCAGGUAUACUGGAAACUUCCACAUCAGUAUGUGGUUCUACUUCAGAGCAACCACCUGGCAUUAGUUCUCGUAGACAAAGCACAAGAAACAGACCACUUACCACCAAAGCACUGGAAGCUCUUGCUUGUGGAUUUUUAAGCAUAAAGCAGAAGCGGAGGAGUAGGGAUGAUUUUUCACUGGACGACUCGAUAUCAAGGCCUUCACGACGUGCUCGCAGUAAGGUAAGAGUUACUGAAAACUUUGGUACUGGUGUAAUGGAUUACAAAGGAGAUGAAAGAGCAAAUGGUGCAUGUAAUAGUAGUAGUGACAUGUUCAAUAAGUUUCAUAUGUAAUUUGGUUGGUGGGGUGUCCUCCUAAUUCUGCGGCUGCAAGAUUGGUCAGCUGCUGAUUUGCGAACUUGUAACAUAAGAAUGGAGCUUUCAGUGUCUUUUAUCUGCCAAUCAGCUGUGGAAGAAUGAGAACUUAGCUGAUGAAGUAUCUGUAACAUGAAUAAUAUUAGCAAUUCAUUUCCCAGCAUCUGACUGCUAACUUCAUGAGGGUUGCAAAGGCACUGGAUUUUCCACGAGGCUGUCUAUAUUAGGCCUGAGCCUCGUUUAAAGAAGAUGGAGGGAGAAGUUGCUUGCCAGUUAAAAUAUUUGUUUGCCGAACAACAUUGGACACAAUAAAUAAUUCAUUAUUUGUGUCUCAUCCUAGCUGCAAAUAAUGUUCAUAUUUUAAUGUUUGAAUGGAAUUUGACCA
Manihot esculenta (cassava) is the source of this 3232-nucleotide messenger RNA. RefSeq lists its product as uncharacterized. Gene Ontology annotation, molecular function: transcription corepressor activity. The record is from RefSeq and is a predicted model, not a curated record. Gene Ontology annotation, cellular component: nucleus. Bases 208 to 2826 code for a protein of 872 amino acids. The transcript has 4 exons. Lineage: Eukaryota; Viridiplantae; Streptophyta; Magnoliopsida; Malpighiales; Euphorbiaceae.